Molecule: messenger RNA, 1767 nt
Organism: Glossina fuscipes
Lineage: Eukaryota; Metazoa; Arthropoda; Insecta; Diptera; Glossinidae
Gene: Rad17
Product: cell cycle checkpoint protein RAD17
Exons: 5
Coding region: 241-1767 (508 amino acids)
Biological process (GO): DNA repair; mitotic DNA replication checkpoint signaling; DNA damage checkpoint signaling
Molecular function (GO): chromatin binding
Source: RefSeq, a predicted model, not a curated record
UUUCAUUCUCGUUUCGUUUCGAUUUUGUGUUUCCAGAUAGACUUUUUUUAUUUUCAUUCUCUCUUUGCAAAGUAAAUUUUAAAUACGGCACCGGUACAAAAUAAAUUUUUGUUUAAAUCGGACCUUGUUAAUACUUUUCAUCUAUAAAAGCAGUAUUUCGUAGAUACUUCCUUAUUGCUUUCCAAGUGUUUUUCAUAACUCUGUCAACAUAAACAAAAACAAAAUUGUCACUUAUUUGCUAUGAGUGUUCGUAAGAAAUGGGUAACAUCGGCUUUCAAUCAAAUCUCUACAAUGGAUGCCAAAGGAGCAACACCACCGGCAGCAGAAUGUUCAGAUGGGAGAUUAAGUAAAUCCAAAAAUUUGAAAAGGAAGUUGUCCGACGACCUGGGAACUGUCCAAAAAAUUGUAAAUAAAAAUGUAACAGAAAAUAUGUCGCAAAAAAAUUGGUUGAACACUUUCGCUCCCAGCAAUGUCAACGAAUUAGCGAUUCAGCCGAAAAAAAUUGCAGAAUUACGUGAAUGGUUUCAACAUUGCGAUUCUAUGCGAAAUAAGCAGCCAGCUCAAAUAUGUUUGUUGAGCGGGCCGUCUGGUUGCGGAAAGACGGCUGCAGUAUAUGUACUGAGCAAAGAAUUCCAGUUUUAUUUACAAGAAUGGAUUAAUCCUAUAGAUCAAGAGAUUAUAUACAAUUUGGGUGAUCAAGGCUAUGGAGAAGGAUAUAAAAACUCGCAAUCUGAAGCGUUUAAAAGUUUUCUUUUUAAAGCUUCGCGCUAUAGAUCGAUACUGGGAAUUACCAAUGAUAAAAGGCGCCUAUUAAUGGUAGAGGAUUUCCCUAAUUUUUUAUUAAAAGAUGGGGAUGCAUUCCAAGAGAUAUUAGAAGACUAUCAAAAUUAUGGCAAAUCGCCAAUAAUUUUUAUUGUCACCGAUAGUAAAAGUCGUGGCCUUAAUAUUAACUAUAAUCUCUUCACGGAUCAACUCAAGCAAAAAUUGUUAAUACAGCAUAUAAACUUUAAUGCCAUCGCUUCUACGCUUAUGCAGAAAGCCAUGAAAAGAUUUUGUUCCAUAAUUGCAAUGCAAACUGAAAAAGAAAUGUAUAAAGUUCCUGCAACCGUCAUAAUAGAUUCAAUAGUGGUCUCAGCUCAGGGAGAUAUACGUAAUGCUCUAAUCAAUUUACAUUUUGCUGCGUUAAAUGGAGUACCCGGAGUACUCGUGACAUCUUUAGAUAAGCCAAAGGAUAGCAAGUUAAUGAUAAAAAAGCGAAAAAGUCAAAACAGUUUAAAGUCGAUAGGUAAAGAUGAAUCAAUAACAAUGAUGCAUGCUUUAGGAAGGGUAUUUAAUCCAAAAUAUGUAGAUAAUCAAGAACGUUUCCUGCACAAUCCAGAAGAUAUUGUAGAUGCUUUCGUUACGGAACCAAAAAAAUUUACUGAUAUGCUGCAGACUAACUAUUUGUCGCAUUUCCGUGAAAUCGAGUACAUAGCUCCAGCCUCUAAUGGGCUUAGUUUAAGUGAUUUACUAUUUCAAGAAUAUCGUGAAGAUACUUUAGCUCACGUUGGUUUAAAUAUAGCAAUUCGUAGUUUAAUGGUAACCAAUAAACAACCAAUUACUGCUUGGCUACCUGUUAAAGCUCCUAAACGUUUAGUGUUGGACCAUCAAGCGAAGCUACCGAAAGAAGCUGCACAUCACUUAAUUAAACCUUAUAACGUCUCUUCGAAUCUCUAUAACACUGAUUACCAUACCUAUGUUAAAAUUUUAUCACAACAAAAUAAAUAA